AUGGCAGACUCUGAUGCGCAAGAGACUCGCCAACCCGCAAAAGACUCGCCGUUCUCCAUAAAGAACCUGCUGAACAUUGACGACAAACCUACAAAGUCGAAAAGCUUCCUCGGCUCAUCCAAAGGAGUGUUUGAAGGCAGCUUCUUCUCUCGGCUCGGUGACUUGUCUUUCCCUCGGUUUGAGUUGCCCACACAGAGAAUUGGACUAUCAGCGCAGUAUUUGGAGAGAGCGUCUACCUGGUGGUAUCCAUACACGCUCGGGACUCAUCUGAGGACUGGAGGGUCUGAGAAGGCCAGCCUGAGGGAAGCAUCACCGGCACCGGACAGGCGCUCCCCGGAUCUCCAAAAAAGUGACCAAGAUGCCAAAGAGGAAAGUGCCGACGACGAUAUCGCGCUGGAUGAAAGUGACUCGGAGGAGCCAAAGAAAGAAAUAGACCAGGAGGACGACUGGAGGAGAAAAACGGACGAGCUGGACUCCGAUAGGAAGCCCUGUCGGAAGAAGAAGACGCGCACGGUGUUUUCCAGGAGUCAGGUCUUCCAGCUGGAGUCCACCUUCGACAUAAAGCGCUACCUGAGCAGCUCGGAGAGGGCGGGCCUGGCCGCGUCCCUGCACCUGACGGAGACCCAGGUGAAAAUCUGGUUUCAGAACCGGAGGAAUAAGUGGAAAAGGCAGCUGGCCGCGGAGCUGGAGGCGGCCAACCUGAGCCAUGCGGCGGCGCAGAGGAUUGUGCGGGUUCCCAUACUUUACCACGAGAACGGAGCCCCAGAAACGGCCGGUGGCCCCGCUGCAAACUCACCGGGAAGCCAGUCACUGCUUGCUUUUCCCCACCACAUGUACUAUUCGCACCCGGUCCCACUGCUGAGGCCCGUUUAA
This is a messenger RNA of Morone saxatilis (striped sea-bass), 873 nucleotides long. RefSeq names its product homeobox protein HMX3-B. The record is from RefSeq and is a predicted model, not a curated record. Lineage: Eukaryota; Metazoa; Chordata; Actinopteri; Moronidae. The transcript is spliced from 2 exons. Gene Ontology annotation, cellular component: nucleus. Gene Ontology annotation, biological process: regulation of transcription by RNA polymerase II. Bases 1 to 873 code for a protein of 290 amino acids. Gene Ontology annotation, molecular function: RNA polymerase II transcription regulatory region sequence-specific DNA binding; DNA-binding transcription factor activity, RNA polymerase II-specific.